GGCAGCAGACCGUUGGGAGCUGACUGGAUAGGUAGGGUCGGUGUCUGGUUCCCGGCUGAGACUGCGCGGAGCCGGGCCGGCGGGACUGCAGAAUGGGCUGAGGCUGAGGCGGCGGCGGCUGUCCGGACGAGGUCGACUGAGGGGCAAAGGGCGCGGCACUGGUCCAGGACCCUAAGACGCCUGGUUUGAGGAGCGGGUGGGACCGAGGUUUUCUUGGGCCCCAAGGCCUGACCUGUUGGCGACUGCAGCUUUGCGGGAACCUCAUAUUUGACGCGGGCAUGACUGGACGUGUGGGGACCCCACUCAUAAUGAAUAGAAGAAGCUGGGCUUGAAAAUGGAGAUGUAUGAAACCCUUGGAAAAGUGGGAGAGGGAAGUUAUGGAACAGUCAUGAAAUGUAAACAUAAGGAUACUGGGCAGAUAGUGGCCAUUAAGGUAUUUUAUGAGAAACCAGAAAAGUCUGUCAACAAAAUUGCAACGAGAGAAAUAAAGUUGCUAAAGCAAUUUCGUCAUGAAAACCUGGUCAAUCUGAUUGAAGUUUUUAGACAGAAAAAGAAAAUUCAUUUGGUGUUUGAAUUUAUUGACCACACAGUAUUAGAUGAGUUACAACAUUAUUGUCAUGGACUAGAGAGUAAACGACUUAGAAAAUACCUCUUCCAGAUUCUUCGAGCAAUUGAAUAUCUUCACAAUAAUAAUAUCAUUCAUCGAGAUAUAAAACCUGAGAAUAUUUUAGUAUCCCAGUCAGGAAUUACUAAACUCUGUGAUUUUGGUUUUGCACGAACGCUAGCAGCUCCUGGAGACAUUUAUACGGACUAUGUGGCCACACGCUGGUAUAGAGCUCCAGAAUUAGUAUUAAAAGAUACAUCUUAUGGAAAACCUGUGGAUAUCUGGGCUUUGGGCUGUAUGAUCAUUGAGAUGGCCACUGGAAAUCCCUAUCUUCCUAGCAGCUCUGAUUUGGAUUUACUUCAUAAAAUUGUUUUAAAAGUAGGCAAUUUGACACCUCACUUGCAGAAUAUCUUUUCCAAGAAUCCCAUUUUUGCUGGGGUGGUCCUUCCUCAAGUUCAACACCCCAAAAAUGCAAGAAAAAAAUACCCAAAGCUAAAUGGAUUGUUGGCAGAUAUUGUUCAUGCUUGUUUACAAAUUGAUCCUGCUGAGCGGAUAUCAUCUACUGAUCUUUUGCAUCAUGAGUAUUUUACUAGAGAUGGAUUUAUUGAAAAAUUCAUACCGGAACUGAGAGCUAAAUUGCUACAAGAAGGAAAAGUCAAUUCAUUCAUAAAGCCAAAAGAGAAUUCUAAAGAAAAUGAAUUUAUGAAAGAUGAUAGAAAAACAGUUUAUACCAAUACACUGCUAAGUACUUCAGUUUUGGGAAAGGAAAUGGAAAAAAAGAAAAAGCCCAAGGAGAUCAAAGUCAGAGUUAUUAAAGUUAAAGGAGGAAAAGGAGAUAUCUUAGAACCAAAAAAGAUAGAGUGUGAAGGUGGACAUUUUCAACAGGAUGCAGUUGAAAUUGCUCAUACUGUGUCUCAAGAUAUAAAACCUGUAAUCAGUGGACCACCAAACCCUGUCAAUCCCAGCACUAACUCUAUGGGCAUGAAAGACGAUCCACAUACUGGAAGUAGUAUGGUGAUGCCACCUAUCAAUCUAAGUAGCAGGAAUUUGAUGGCUUCAAAUCUCUUCCACUACAAUUCAAGGUUAACUGAAAGAGCAAAAAAGAGACGUACUUCUUCACAAUCUAUUGGACAAGUUAUAUUUAAUAGGCAUGAGGAUACAGGUCCCACUCAAAGCCAAAUGGAGAAGGGUGUGUUUAAUGAGCGAACAGGUCAAAGUGACCAAAUGGCAAAUGGAAACAAAAGGAAGCUGAAUUUUUCCAGAACUAACAGGAAAGAAUUCCAUUUCCCAGAAUUGCCUUUCACAAUACAGUCAAAGGGGAUGAAAGGAAUGGAAGUUAAACAGAUAAAAGUGAUGAAGAGGAAAUCAAAGAAAACAGAUUCAUCUAAAAUACCAACUAAUGCAGAUCAAUAUCAAGAAAAACAAGAGGCUAAAGAAAUUCUGACAAAAGAAUCCAAUGUGCAAGAAGUUCGAUGUCCAGUCACUGUCUGCGGAGAUGUGCAUGGGCAAUUUCAUGAUCUCAUGGAACUGUUUAGAAUUGGUGGCAAAUCACCAGAUACAAAUUACUUGUUUAUGGGAGAUUAUGUUGACAGAGGAUAUUACUCAGUUGAAACAGUUACUCUGCUUGUAGCUCUUAAGGUAAUUUCAAUUUUAUGUUUGAGCAUUUUGAACUGGGUAUGGCAGUCCUCUUGAAUGUCCUUUUUUACCCAGUGAUUUGUGGUUUUCUCCAUCUGCGUGUUAGCUUUUAGAAUAAAUCCCCACAUUUAGGAAUUUAGAUAUUCAGGUUUGGGACUUAAUAAAUCAUAGGUCUAUCUUCAUUCUGAAUGAGGGAAUGGUACAGAAUAAAAACAAGAAGGUUAUUUUCUAAGGAAGAAAAUGCCUCAUGAUUUAAAAAUGCUAGAAGGCUGAUUAAAUAGAAAUUUUAGUUCAGUAAUUUGGGAUAUGAGAGGUAAUAUAAUUACCUUUCUAGGUAUUUUUGAAGUAUUUUAAAGGAGCAAAAUAUUUCAAAUAUUG
Globicephala melas (long-finned pilot whale) is the source of this 2617-nucleotide messenger RNA. Lineage: Eukaryota; Metazoa; Chordata; Mammalia; Artiodactyla; Delphinidae. The record is from RefSeq and is a predicted model, not a curated record.